This is a messenger RNA of Branchiostoma belcheri (Belcher's lancelet), 5418 nucleotides long. RefSeq names its product dnaJ homolog subfamily C member 7-like. Gene Ontology annotation, molecular function: protein binding. Lineage: Eukaryota; Metazoa; Chordata; Leptocardii; Amphioxiformes; Branchiostomatidae. The transcript has 13 exons. Bases 50 to 3574 code for a protein of 1174 amino acids. The record is from RefSeq and is a predicted model, not a curated record.
GACGCUUGUUUUGAGUUGUCUCGAGGUCGUAAAGGAAGGGAUAUACAUCAUGCCGGUAAUCGACGUCCGGGAUGGACAUAGUUCCGGUGAGGAUGGGAACUCUCUUCCUGCCUUUAACGGCGGCGACCAGGCGGGAGAUUCGUCCAGAAGCGACAGGAAAGCGGAGAGACGUGACCCGGGACCCGGGGGCAAGGUUGGCUCUCCCGACACCUCCCACACGGGUACGUCCACGGGACUGACCCACAACCCUUCUCACAACGGUUUCUCCACACAAACAUCACGAGACACAGCACGCGCAGGACACAACAACCAGGACAGGGACCACGCUACAACAGACACCCCAGGGCAGGUAUCUGAUGCAGAUACGGGCACAACAAAGGACGCACCAACAGCAAAACGGAGACCAAGCCUACGAGAAAAAUUCACCGAGCUGAGACUAAAAGCAGAGGAGAAGAAGCUCAACAACCAUCAAGGAGAGGAUCACACAACAAAGGCAGACGAAGUGGGAAGUACAGACCACGAGGAGCCAAGCAGUAGUACCAACAAUAGCCCCACUUAUCCAGGUAAACUAGGUAACAGGUCAGCAGGGGGACGUACUAGGUGGAUAGGAUCACACCUGUACAGACCCAGAAGGCUCUCGUCGGAAUCUAAAAGCCAGGCUGAAGAAAUGGACACUUCAGACACACCUUCUGGCGACCAGCACGACAACACGUCCCCAGACAACGUUUCAGACAGCACUUCUGGUGUUAGCAGGAACAGCAGUAUCAGUAGUACUUCCAGUACCCUAAGCAGUGGCAGCAGUCGGCCCUUUAUAUUCACCUCAACAGAAGAAAGGCUGAGAGCACGGGAGGAACAAAGCAAGGAGGAACAGCUUAGAGCAUCUCCCAAACCAGCCACUAAAAGUGAUACAUCUGCAGGAAAGUCCACACCUGAAUCAAGUGUCCAGGAUUCGCCGAGUAAAGGUAGUAAGAUUAGAACAUAUUUACAAGCUGAAAGACAAAAGAUUGCUGAGGAGACCAACAUGCCUGAGAACAGUAGGGCAAGGAAUGUCUACAGUCCUGACACUACUCCUCUGUUUCAAACAUCUCCGAGGGUGUCACCAAGAGCUGCAGCAAGAAGCACUCCUCCGUUUCAACCAUCUCCCAGGCAGUCCCCACGAGCUGCUACAAGAAGCGGGAUUAGAACCCCUCUGUUUCAAACAUCGCCGAGGGAAUCUCCGCAAGCUGCGGCAAGUGGUGGGAUUCGAACCCCUCCAUUUCAAGGAUCUCCAAGGCAGUCCCCACGUGCUGCUACAAGAAGCGGGAUUAGAACCCCUCUGUUUCAGUCCUCUCCGAGGGAGUCCCCACAAGCUGCAGCAAGGGGUGGUUUUCAGACUCCUCCAUUUCAUGACUCACCAAGAGAGUCCCCACGAGCUGCUACCAGCAGCGGGACUCAGACUUUUCGCCAGACGUUACAAGAAGACCUUGAUGAUGGGGACGAUAUCAGGCCUAGAUACGGGUUUGCAGCAAGUCAGAACAGUACUUUUAGGGCAAGCAGUGCUGGAGCUAGAACGGGUAUGUUUGGGCAAAACUUCAGGCAAGGAGAUAGAGAAGAUACAAGCAGAACUGGGACUAGAACCAGUUUCUUUCGGCAAAACCUGAAAGAAGAUCUGGAUGAUGGGUACAGUAACACUGGGACUAGAACCAACGUCUUUCGUGAAACCUUGAAAGAGGAUCUUGAUGAUAGAGGCAGUAGUGGGACUAGAAGCAGUAACUUUCGUCGCACAUUUAAAGCAGAUAGCAGGCAAGGCUGGGGACCCUCAGCUACUGAGUUCUUGCAAAGCCUGUAUGAAAACCAGGAUGUUGGAAGUGACAGUGGAAGACCAAGUGGCUUUAAUCCUAAUGUACAAGAAGCUAGGGAUGACAGAGACAAUACUUUCAGUCCUAGAAAACAACAAAACCAAACACAAAAUGCUGGAGACAAUACCUUCAGUCCAAGAAAACAACAAAACCAAACACAAAAUGGAAAAUACAUCAACAAUCAGGAUCAAGAACCAGACUUUGAUUUCCCAGAGGAAUCCGAUGGACAGGUGAAUGUUGUUGGAAUGAACAACGGACUGUCCUACGCAGACUUAAAGCGGACAGAUGUUUUCGUCCAGCUAGCUCACACCUACCUAAAACACAGGCAGUUUGAGAAGGCAGUGGAGCCAUUGAGUAAGGCUAUAGAACUGUGCCCGACAUGUGCGAGUUACUAUAGCAACCGAGCUGCCUGUUACAUCAUGUUGGGGAAGUUCCGAGAAGGUUUGGAGGAUGCACGACAGACCACAAGAAUAGACCCCAACUUCCUCAAGGGUUACAUGAGGGAGGCAAAGUGUCUGUUGAUGUUAGGAGAUCCCAGCCAGGCUAUCAGUACGUACCAGAAGGUACUACAGCUGGACCCUAACAACCAGUCUGUGGCUGACGAGUUAAAGGUGGCUCAGUCAGUCCACCAUUUUGAGACCCAGGCUGAGGGUGAUAUGAAAAAGGGGGAUUUCAGAAGGGCUGUAUUCUGUCUGGACCGGGCACUUGACCACGCACCACAGUGUACCAAGUUCAAAAUCAAGAAGGCGGAAGCACUAGCUUUGUUAGGCAGGCACACAGAGGCACAUGAUGUAGUCAGUAACAUCCUCCACGUAGACAACAUGAACGUGGAUGCCAUGUAUGUGCGGGGACUGUGUCUCUACUAUCAGGACAACUUGGACAAGGCCUUUGCACACUUCCAACAAGUCCUCAGGUUAAGCCCUGACCACGAAAAAGCCAAAGUUGCAUUUAGGAAAGCUAAAAGCUUGCGAGCUAAAAAGGAGGAGGGGAACAGUGCCUUCAAGGCAGGACGGUACCAGGAAGCGUAUGAUCUGUACUCAGAAGCCUUAAGAAUAGACCCCCACAAUGUCUUCAUCAACUCCAAACUCUAUAACAACAGGGCUACUGUAGGGGCUAAGGUAAACAAGUUAGAUCAGGCUAUCCAAGACUGCACAGAAGCCAUCAAGCUAGACGAUAACUACCUGAAAGCAUAUCUACGGAGAGCAAAAUGCUACAUGGAUACAGAACAGUAUGAGGAAGCAGUCAGAGACUAUGAAAAAGUCUUCAACAUGGAGAGAACAAGGGAGCACAAACAGUUACUAAGCAAUGCAAAGUUAGAGUUGAAGAAGAGCAAGAGGAAAGACUAUUACAAGAUCCUCGGUGUCAGGAAAGACGCCUCGGAUGAUGAAAUCAAGAAGGCCUACAAGAAGAAGGCCUUGGAAACACAUCCAGAUCGCCACUCAAGUGCCACCCCAGAAGAGAAAGCGGAGCAGGAGAAGAAGUUCAAGGAGAUCGGCGAGGCGUACGCCACCCUCUCGGACUCCAAAAAGCGCGUACGGUACGACAACGGACAGGACAUUGACGACAUGGACAGUCCGUUCAGCCACGACUUUGACCCCAACACCAUCUUCCAAGCUUUCUUUGGAGGUGGUCACGGAGGUGGUGGUCAACACUUCAGUUUUGGAGGUCCUGGUGGCGGCAUGGGAGGCCCUGGCGGGAACCCCUUUGGGCCAGGCUUCACCUUCCAAUUUGGCUGAAGACUGCAGCGCUACAUACGCCCCCCACCCACACCUAAAGGCAGUCUUCCCUCUAUGCCCCAGCAAGUAGCCUCAAAUCAGGGCCCUUUAGGUUACUCUGCUGACCUCAUGAAUAGCAAACAAAAAAGUUUAACAGUUUGGCCUUUCACAUAGUCACAAAACAGAUGUACAGAAAAUUUUUCAACUGAAACAGAUCUCAAGAAGUAGCCUUCACAUAUCAUUAUACACUAAACACAAUCAUGCAAAUUUGAAGCAUAUAGUACAUGCAACAGUGAAUUCUGUCGUAGCCCUGCCAAAAGUCUCACAACCUAUACAUUGUAUGUGAAUGACAGGCUUUGAGGGAAUGGCUUGCAGAAAGUACAACUCAAAUGUGUAUAGCAUUGAUAAUUUUAGCAGUAAUUUUCUUCCUUUCCAAGCACCAAAGAAUAUAUUUGACCCAACAAACACUGCAGCAAAGGAAUCACAAAAACAAGAAAGCAACACUGUUAGAUGUUGCAGAGUCUCGAAGUCCAAAUGUUGACCACAGAAAAGUAGAAGGAAUACUGCACUUUAACACAUGUAGGAGUAGAUUUGCACCUAGUGCUUGGGGGAUAGUACAUUAGAUGUGUGUGGUGGAGGGGCAUUCUGGUGUGUUGUAGAGUGCCGUGGUGUGGGUGAAACUGUAAAGCUUUGUGCUCAGGACUGUUUCAUACUCAACCUACAACUUUCAAUAGACAAGUUUGAUAAAAGAAAUUCAUACAAUCAUGUACAUUUGUCAUCAGGUAGUUUGUAUUUUUGCGAAUCUUGAUUUAGUUAUGUUACAUAUUAUUGUGAUAUAUUUUGUAUAUGUCAAAGCCAAAAUUGUGUAAGUCAGAAACAUAUGCUGAAAAUGUUUUACCAUAGUAACCUAGCAAUUGAAACUAUGAACAAGACAGUCUUAUAUGUAGAUCUAUUAGAUACACGUCAAAAGGAGUGCCAUCAAGACUUCUUUAAGAUGUUUAGAGCAGUUCGGAGGUGCAAGGAGACUACCUGAUUAAGGAAAUCUAGAAAUGAUGUACAGUUGGUUUCUUAAGAUGAAUAAAAAUUCUUCACCAAAGUUUUCUUUUUAAUCUGAAAGAGAGAAAUACCUCUUGUUGAGUGAGAAUCAAUAAACACAAGCUUAUGAUCAUUCUGGCAAAGUUUCAUCUGUGUAGGUUUAGUGGGACUUGAACUAAUCAGGAAAAUUCAUCUGGCUAUGUACGUUGUAAGGCUCAAGACUCUUGGUGUGAUGCAGCGCUUCUCAGUAUCUAUUGCAUGGUACAUGCAGGUUUAAUGUUGCAACGUUGCAAAAUCUACUUUUAAUAUGGUUAUGCUGUGGAUGUGACUUGUAUACCAUUGGGACAUUUCUAUGCAGACUUGAAUUACAAAUUUUGUCGCAUACAGAUGUAAUAUUAUACUGUACCGUUGACUCGAAAAUGGCAUAAAUUAUUAUUAUUAUAGCUGAUACACUUUUGUGACAUACAUGUACAUGGUAAUUCCUGUAGUAAGCCACAAUCUUGGUUGAAUAUUAGAACUCACUCCUACUAAAUUUGACAUAUUAUUAUUUAAAUUUAACAUAUUAUUGUUAUUAAAUUAGACACAUGCAGUUAGGAAAUUUAUUUUUAAGACCUUGCUAGACUUUCCAUGCUUGUUUUGCAUAAAUGUUCAUUUAACAACUAAUGUUAAUCUCUAUAUACAUGUAGCAUAUCAUGUUCAUUGUUGGUGCAUCAUGUGCAUAUUGUACAUCAUGCUCAUAUUAUGUUUUAGAAUAAAAAGUGUCCUUUUGUGCUACUGUACAUUGUGCUGGCCAAGACAAAAUGAAUUAAAAUUCUUUUUCCCUUAACACU